AUUAAAGUGGUAGGAAAUGACGUGGCAUGGCUGAAAAUCGGAAAAGAUGGUCGAUUAUACGCGCUGAACCCUCUCAAGGGGUUCUAUCAGCAUGUAGAAGGAUUCACGCCAGUGAAGAAUUCUGCUGGAAAAGACUUCCUAACCAAAGAUACGAUUUUCACGAAUGUCGGAUACACGUCAAAUGGUCAGCCGAUUUGGAAUUCAUCCGAUUCUAACCGCGUUCAACAUGAAGUGAGUUACGAUUGGAAUGGACAGCCGUUGAAUGAUAACGCACAAAGGUUAGUCACUUGA
Anisakis simplex (herring worm) is the source of this 291-nucleotide messenger RNA. The record is from the annotation of a GenBank genome assembly. Lineage: Eukaryota; Metazoa; Nematoda; Chromadorea; Rhabditida; Anisakidae.